Molecule: messenger RNA, 5424 nt
Organism: Symbiodinium sp. CCMP2456
Lineage: Eukaryota; Dinophyceae; Suessiales; Symbiodiniaceae
Source: the annotation of a GenBank genome assembly
AUGAUGCUUUGGGCUGCCCUUCUGCUGUCAAGCCUGGCAGAUCUCUGGGCAGCUGCUUUCCGAACUGAUGUAGCAAAUCCGGAUACUUCAGCGCAAGGUGCCCGUGCAGGAGGCCAUGCUUGCCCGGAGGCAGAGGGAUUCUCAACUUCUCGUCAUCGGUUUCAGCUUGAUGCGAAGGACUUGCACAACUUCACCCUCUGGCAAGACUGGAUUCUGAAGGCAUCUGAAAAGUGCGAGGGUCCCGACUUGGGCACUGCAUCCUUGCUCCCGGUGGUCAAUGCCACGUCUCCAGAGGCUUCCAAGGUUUCCGUGGUCAUCAGCGAGAAAGCAGAAGUGAGAGCUGCUGCCGGAGAAAAUUCGCGCCUCUUCGUCUGCAGCCGAGCCGGAGAAUGCGCCGCAUCGCUGGGUUUCCGUGCAAAAGAAGAAGCCAGGGUCAGUGAUCUUCUCUGCCUAGUCGUGAAUCCGGACAUCUGGAAAGGCAUCCGCAACCUGCCUCAUUCGAUGCGGCUCCUUCUCGAUGCCUUGCUUCUUCUUGCCCUGGCCUGUGUGGUGGGCAUGGUCGUCUGGUUCGCACUACUCCUCCGCGACAGUCUCGCUGGCGGCUGGGAACUGACCUCUGAGGAGCAGGUCAGCGACCCGAACCUUCGCCUGCCAAGCUCCAUGGACAUUUUGCUGCAGGGCGCCAUCGACGUGCUCUUCUUCGUUUUGGGCUGCGCUCUCUUUGUGGUCGAAGGAGAGCGGUUCUUUCGCCGUCAGAACCACGAGGGCCAAGACCCAGAUCUGUCUGGCUUCGUCUUUGUGCUGGUCUUUCCCUUGCUGUUUGGAAGCGUGGCAGUCAUGCGGAUUUUCUUGGCCACAGCUCGAUGUCAAUUGUAUUAUGCCGCGCUUCGAGAUGGAAUUCUGCUGAAGUUUAAGCAUAAGCCGUCCUACUUCGAACCAGCGCUACUGUGGGUUUGGCUGGGAGUUGCGAUCUGCAUCGGCAAAGCCUUUCAGAUCUUGCUCAUGGGCUCGCUCCACUUUGGUCAGGGGCUGAAAGCCCUGCUGGUGAUGAUGUCUCCUUUGUAUUACAUGACAUCCUCGAUCCUGGACAUCCUCCACACCGAGUCCGCGGUGUGCAAUCAACACUGUACAGUUGCAUUGCAGGUCGUCUCAGAUGCUGAACCGAUACAGAUCGGAGCAAACAUGGUGUGCAUGUCGGACGGUGCAUUUUGCUCUUUCGCCCGCCAACGUGCAGAGAUUCCCCGUCAAGGCAACAUUGAUGAAGGCGACGACUCGGCAUCGGAUGGCUUCAGGGUUCUUGAUCUGGCCUGGCUUGGUCGCCUACUGGGACGGCGCGUGACAGGUGCCAAAAAGCUGCUUUUGCUGCUCUUCGACCCUCUGCAGGCUCUGACAUUUCUGUGCCUGGCCGUGCUGACGUGCUAUCUGGGUUUGCGGAUCUUGCUUCAUCAACCCAUGCUCGCAGAUUUGCGGGUCAUCGGAGGAUCGCUGUCGAGCCCCUUCGCAAGGCAUGUGAACGACUACAACAUCCUAGUUGACCGUAUGCAAUCGAUGAUAUCCGUCACCGCACAGGCAAACCCGAAAGAUGUCACGGAGCUGGCAAUGCACGACUCCUCCGAGCCCGGUGUGCAGUCGCAAUGGACCUGGGGAAGCAGCAUCGCCAAAGCUGUCACUAUGGACAAGGAACACUAUCCCUACAACAUCAAGAUCGAUGCUUGGGAUACAACUGCACACAACUCCUACUCGGUGCAAAUCCUCAAAUCAGGCUUCCUUCCUGAAUCUGUGACUAUUAGCGGUCGGACUGAUGACGGCAGAGUCUUCCACCGGUGCAUUCCUUGGGGAUAUCUGUGGUCACGCCCCUGGAUCAAUGUACCGAUGGAGAUCGAGACCGUCGACAUGAACAUAUCGAUGGCCCAUUACGUCAUGGGCAUUCCGGAGAAUCAACGCACUGGUCGCUUCACCACGCAUUUCAUGCCCAACAUGACGAAACAGGAGUGUGAGAAGCAGCAACUGGACGAACCGUUCUCUGCUGUCGCGCAUCAUACGUUUGCCGGCUGCUAUGCAGUUUACCAACCUCUUUGGAGCAGCUGUGGGAAAGCUGGCCAGGACGAGGCAAGGCACUUCCUGCACCUUCGCUCUGCCAAGCUCAUCGCCGAGCUGUGCUCCGAGAAAGAGCAGGUCUGUCACUCCGUUCGACGGAGCAGCCCAGUGUUGAGCUUCUUCAACCUCUCGACUGGCGAUUCGUUGGAUGCAGCGGGCUAUGAAGUGAAAUUGUCGGUCAACGUGGGUCGCACCACCUUGCCAAUCGUGGACGCGACAAACUUCUACCGGGUCACGGACAUGCGUUUCCUUCCUGGUGGUGCAUAUGCGUUCACAAUGCUGACCUUCCACCUGAUGUCGGACAAUGUGUUAUCAACUCCCUUGCUGUAUGGACACGAAAAGGAGCGAUGGACUGCAACGAUUUUCGAUAACCCGGCUUUCAAAACCCAAAAGACGAUGCAGCUGACAGUUGUCUCUGCUGAAACGGACUGUGCUGUCGAGUCCAUCCAGGUGAGAUCAAGGGUGGACGGCCGCGUGCCCUUGAAGGCCCUCGAGUUUGACACGAGGGUUUGCGAUAGACCAGGAGCGAUUUGGGCGCAGGGAUGUUCCAACAACAGCGGCUUUCUCCCUGCCAAGACAUUCGAAGUUGACUUGGACUAUUGGCGCAACUUGAUCCUCAUGCAGGGCAUCUACUCAAAGCCGCGCUUUAUCCACUUAGAAGGCAUAAAGCGCUGUGAUUCGUUCAAGGGCUUCACGACAUAUGAGGAGGAAGUCUAUCUGGACUUUCAGCACGUGACAGAGGGAGACCUGGACGCCGUCGUCCAUGUUGCUGAUGGCUCAGUCAGAACCACCGACGUGCACUGCCACAACACAAAGCAGCACGUCCAGCACUGCUCUGUACAGGCUGUGGGACCCGGUUUCGGCGACACUGGGGACCCCGUGUCACGUGUGAACCUGACGAUGAUUUUCAAUCAGCCCAACUGUUCGGUCGAGUGGAAGAAGUCUUGGGAUCCAGUUCUCCAGCACACCCUGAGCUCCACAUUUCCAGUCAUCCCUCUUGAUCACAGCGCUUGCAAUCAGCCGCGCCUGGCCGGAGUUCAGGAAUGCCACGGCUUUCGGCAGACUGCAACCACUACGCUGGAUUUGGCCAAGGGGUCCUACCACGUUUUAUCUGGAUCAGUCACCAUCACAAACGUGCAGGGCUACUUGAAAUGCAAUACCUUCAUCGACGCCGUGAUUGAGGCUUUGGUUGAUUCCCGUCUACAGCAGCAUAAGAUGUUGCAGGUCAGCAUCACGACUUCCAAUGAAAAGUCUGCCCGCUUUCAGAAGGAGAUCGCGAUUAAUGCGGGGCUGGUGUUUGCACGGGUCACGAAUGACCUUGGAGAUGGCCUAGCCGGUGCCUCUGUCAAGCCCGGCACUUGCACCUGUGAAGACGUUACGCACGUUACGCACUUUGAGGCUUUGAGGUCAGCAAGAAUGCAGCCGGUGGUUCUUGGAGACGUCAGCUGGCACAUUUUCACGGUCUCACCCGUCGGGGGCAACAAGAAGAAGCUGGCCGGCUGCUUUAACAUCUUCGCUGGUGUAAGUGGUUUCCACCUAGGAAAGCCCUCCCUGGAAAGUGAGGAGAGAUCCUCGCCUUCCACCAGCAGACAAGCACAGGUUAUCUGCACACUCCGGGAAGGACCUGUCGACGAAUGCGAGGACUGGAAUGACACUGGUGAAGGGAAGGCGCCGAGCGGUAACUGCCCUAUCACCUUGACUUAUCGUGGUCAAAAGACGACGCUGCGGCCAUGGGACCCUUCGCGAUGUCCCCUAGCAGCGGCCAUCCACAACCAGCUCAUCCAUUUUCCUAUUCGGCCUAAGAGCAAUGUUUUUGCCAUCCACUGCUCCCUCCAGAGCUUGAGCCACAUUUCGGACACUUUGGGUCCCCUCGGACGCGUUAUCGGCGUGUGCAGCCGAGACCCACAGAAGCAGCCAAAGCCGGAAACGGUUCAUCGCUUUUUGAAAAGGCACCCAAACACAACGCUGAUUUUCGAAGAUGUUGAAGAAGCGACAUUGGAACGUUACGAACGACUUCUCAGUCUUCCUGAUGACAGUAGGUAUGCCUUCCUCAUGGCGCUGCAUCCGCGGUUGGGGGAGAACAGCCCUGCGAGGCUCUUGAAAGAGGAUGCCCCGAAGCUCUGCAAGCGCAUCUUCGACUUCCUAGUGUGCACUACUCCUGCGCACAUCAAAAGUCUCGUUCUGUGGCCUUGGACUGGAGACGCCAAGGACAAGGAUUGGGGCGAGGAUGCGGAUCAGUUUGACAAGGUGCCGCGGCAUGUGCAGGAGAUUGUGAUGAAUCAUACCAACAUCCUCCAGCGGUGGAGGAGGCCUCGCAGGAGCGGUGAGAAGAAGCACUCCGAGGGCGAGAAUUCCGACAGCCACGAGAGGAUUUGGGUGUUUUUGGACAUUCGCACGGACACCAGCUCUGGCGGCAACUUAGACAUGAAGUUGGUGAACGAACUGGCGAAGCUUGGCUUGCUGGCCAAGGAACAGCUGGCUUUAACGCCUUGGUUCCCGAAUCACGCGCUGCUGCUUUUGCAGUAUGCCCUUCACAGGGAUGAGAGGCAAGCCAUCUCCCGGGAAAGCUACAAAGUGCCAGGAUCUGCCGAAGGGAAGGAGCGCCGCCUUGUCAAGGAGGGGCGGAGCAAGGAGAAGAGCCAUCGGCCUCCCUCGGCACUCUCCAUGCCGGUCCCCAGCUUCGGCACGACGAAAAAUACGCUCGGGCCGGUGGGGGCGCCGUCCAAGCCUCCCUCGACCUCCAGCUCUGGUGCAGGGGUCCCACGGGCCGCAGCUUCAAGCGGAGGAUGCGGCUUCAGCGAUCUCAGCCCCGCAUACUUGCAUGACCCUGCAAGCGGUUUGCAGCAGAGUCAGCUGCUCGGCAAAGGAGGAUACGCCGGACUCAGUGGUCACAGCCAGUGGUCAGCACUGGACGGAGCCCCGCCUGGGCUCGGCCCAUCCUUGCUUCAGGGUGGUGGCGGAGGGGUGCAGAACUGGCUGGGGGCAGAGGAGCAGUCGCAGCAGGAACUGCUGUCCUACUUGCAGGUCCGCCAGCAAGCUGCUCAGGGACUUCAGUUUGGGGCAUCUCAGCAAGCUGCAGCACAGUUGCAGUGGCAGCAGCAGGUUGCUAUGCUCCAGGGAGGCCUCGGGGGCCCAUGCGGGCCUGGGGGCCUCGGCAAGGGCGCCCCGGGCAGCGGCUUGAUGGGCGGGAAGGGAGGCGGCUCCAUGUCCAACUGGCCCCCCCCACCGGGCCAUCUCGGUGCGGGUCCGAUGAAUGGGCUGCCAUCGCAACUGUCCAACUUUGGCAACCUUCGAGAGGAUCAGCUGAACCGAGCAAUGAAUCUGUAG